This is a messenger RNA of Fusarium sp. VM40, 4800 nucleotides long. The record is from the annotation of a GenBank genome assembly. NCBI's taxonomy places the organism in Eukaryota, Fungi, Ascomycota, Sordariomycetes, Hypocreales, Nectriaceae.
AUGGCUCAUAACAUGAGCUGGCGAGUUUUGCUGGCCACACUUCUGGCCAUCUCGCCCACUACAACAUUGGCUCUCCCCUGUGAUGGCCAACCUAACUACCAGGAAACGGGCAUGCUAUAUAGUGGAGGCUGUCCUCUUCCCGGGGUAUGUGCUUGGGGCAGUUGCUCCAGAGUCACCAUUGGACUCGACCCCAAACAAUGUGGCAAGCGUGGUAACUCAUGCAAGCCUGGAGAACUCUGCGUUGCUGGUGGAUGUUUGCCCCUGGACCUAGCAUCUGAUGAUUCAGAUACUAAGGACUGCACCCCUUCAUGUCAGCCUGGUCAGUGGUGUAAUGGAGGACAAUGUGCGGCAAUCCAGGUUGCAGCAAACUCUCGUCGCUGUGGUGUCGACAACAAAGAGUGUCCUGCUGGAUCUCUUUGUGUUAAUGACAACUGCCAAAACAUCAACAUCGGCUCGGAUCCAGCAUCCUGCGGACCUUCAAAUACAACCUGCAGUUCCGGCAACUGGUGUCUCGAAGGUGCUUGUGUCCCUUUUAUCCUUGGAACAAACAUCCAGUCCUGCAAAAGGACAAGCGAAUGCCCCCUUGGCGCAUCCUGUCGUGGAGGGUUCUGUCGUCAAGUUUUCAUCUCAACCGAUACCUACAAAUGUGGUGAAGGAGAAAGCAGAAAGAACUGCACUGCUGGCCAGCUCUGUGUCUCUGGGCAAUGUCAGUCACUCAGCAUAACCUCCGAAGUGGUCCAGACAGAGACUUGCGGCUCAUCUGGGCAGAUAUGCCAACCUGGAUCUUACUGUUUGGGCAACGAAUGUGUGCCCAUCAACAUCUCAGUCGAUCUUUCCCAAUGUGGAGGCGGCUCAGGAGCAUGCAAGAACGGCGAAGUGUGUAUUUCUGGCCAAUGUGUCAGCAACCUGGUCCACCAAUCCAAUACCCAAAGAGUUGCUUGUGGUGCUGGAGCUGGAGGCCCCGGUGCACGUCUACCUGGAGUGCUAGAUAAAGUGGAGGCAAUAAAUGGAGACACUGGGAGUUCCUCAAGCGGUGAUGGAUCAAGUGGUGGUGAUGCCGGCGACGGGCAGGAUGACGAUGGCUCAGGAGAGGGAGGAGACUCAUCCGAUGGAAGUGAUGCGACUUCAGCUCGACCAGAGGGGACUUCUGGCGAUGCUGGACGACAGGGAGAAGACUCAGCAUCCGGUGGAGAGUCAGGAGACGGCACAAACGGAGCAUCUUCUGACGGAAACCUCCCUGGAUCGGAUUCUGAUUCAGGCAACGACGGCCAAGACGGAGAUGGCCAGUCAGGUCAAGAUGGUUCCGACAACAGCAGCGCUGGUGGCUCUCAGAAUCAGAAUGGAGAAGAUACCGGCACAGGCUCUCCUGCAUCAGUUUGUAAUCCAGCAUGUACUGGAAACUCAGUUUGUAUCAACGGGCAGUGCUCAACAGUCAGAGACCCUUCUUCAUGUGGAGCUCCAUCCAGCCGUCUCAUGCGCUUGCUUCGCCGACAAGCUACAUCGGCCUGUGAGCCAGGUUUCGCCUGCAUCGACAACCAGUGCGUCGCUGCUGAUGGACCGGUAGACUGCGGUGCCUCUGGAGCAAACUGCCCAAUCAACUAUGCUUGCAUCCAAGACUCUUGUGUAGCCCUCGGUGACACAAGCUCUUGUGGAGGUGAGGCUUGCAGCAGUGGCGAGGUCUGCUUAGGCAAUGUCUGCACACCAAACAGUGGCCUAGCCGCUUGUAACAACGUCUCUUGUGCUACUGGAGAGACAUGCCAGGAUGGAGCUUGUGUCCCUAUUGAUGACUCCAGCUCCGGCUCAGGAUCAGGUGGUGUUGGCAGACCACAGGGAAGUGGUUCUGAUGAUGCAGCUGAUGGUGAUUCCCCUUCAGGCGAUGGUGCCGACGGAGAUGGAGGCCAGAAUGACGGCACCUCUACUGGAGGGGUAUCUGCUGAUGGAGACUCUCCUAACGGUGGCUCCUCAGGCGACGGCUCUUCAGGCAACGGUUCUUCAGGCAACGGUUCUUCAGAUGACGACCCUCAGAGCGGCAGCACACAAGGCCUGGGCUCAGAAGAAGACGGCUCUGAUGACAGUUCCGGUUCUGGGAACGAUAACGACGGAGCUUCUGGUGGUGAUACUGAUCCUGUUACUGUAUCACCUCAAGGAAACGGAUCCGACUCUGAAGGUGACUCAGAUGAUGGCGAAGACUCAGGCAACGGCAAUGGCUCCGGGUCUGACGGUGAUGGUUCAGGAGCGACACCAAGCUCUGGAUCACCAUCUGAUAACGGUUCUGGUGAUGACGGUCCAGAUGAUGGCAACGGUUCAGGAAAUGGCGAUUCCGGGAACACUGUCACAUCCAGCAGUCGCUCACAAACUACAUCAUCCCCGAAUCAAACCGGUAGUGUACAAGGAGGUGGAGGCUCAGAUGGCGAAGACGAUCCCGCGCCAAACAACUCACUACCUGCUGGUGGUGCACUAACAACCUCUCGGUCAGCGGGAUCCUCGGAUUCUUCACCAUCGGACGCAGGUAACUCGGGAACUGCAAGUCUUAUAGAUCAGACACCACCGACCACUGUUUUGUCUGAUGGCGCACCUGUCGUCAACCCUGGCUCAGAAGCAACAGGCGUGUCAAGCGACCCGUUGACUACUAUUCUGACUGAUGGUGCUCCGGUGAUCAAUCCCGGCCUAGACACAACAAGUUCCUCAAGCAGACCUUCGACUACAAUCUUAACGGACGGUGCGCCAAUCAUUAACCCUGCCGAAGAUAUCACAAGUAGUUCUUCAACCACAAGCUCGCGUGUGGUUGGUAACCCACAAGGAAUCCCAACUAGUGAAGUAGAUGGAGGAGGUGACGGUUCGUCGCCUACAGACGUUACUGACGGAGAAAGCAACACAGCCAUCCAAGGCUCAAGCUCAAGCUCAAGCUUAGGUUCAGGCUCAACGUCCAGAGGCUUCAAUAGCCAAGGAAGUAGCACGGCUAUCCAAGGCGCAGGCUCAAGCUCAGACUCGACGUCCACAAAUAUCAAUGGCCAGGAAAGUGGUACAGCUACACAAGGCUCAGGUUCAACUACCACAAACUCAAGCAAUGGACGGGAAACAGAGGCUCAGACAACAACGACCUCAAAUUUACCCCGCGAGACCGACUCCAUACCAUGCAAUACAAACGAAGACUGCGCUGGGCUCUCGGUAGGCCUAUGCGCACUUUCGGAUGCUGCUUGCAUUUGUCUGAAUCUACUUUGCCAACCUGAUCCUCAAAAUACAAGCUCAGCCAACAACCCAGGCCAAGGUGGAGAAACCACUGGAGCUUCUGGGACUGGUUCGACCGGAGGACAGUCGCCUUCCACUACAACCACAGGGUCAGGCUCCUCCCCUACUGAUGGGUCUCCCACAUCAUGCUCAGAGGACAGUGAUUGCAUACUCGAUGUUGAUCUCUGUGUUCUCGCAGGACUCAAUAUUUGUGGUUGCAUCAACGCAGUAUGUGUUCAAAACAUCGAUCCUGAUGCCAGCUCUACACAAUCCCAAGACUCUGCCACCACUUCUGGAACUCAAGGUACAGAUCCUUCAACACCUACAGAUGACAAUGGAGUCACAACUUGUACCGAAGACGAUGACUGUUUAGCCAACGUCGGUUUGUGUCUAGAUGGCUUACUCAACCUUUGCACUUGUGUCGAUGCAGUAUGUGUCAAGGACACAACACCAAGUGGUUCGCAAGCUGCAGGGAGCGGAUCUACAACAGACCCUGCGGCCCCCAGUACUACAACAGCAGGAAGUUUGGCUACAGACACUUCUGUGCCUUGUGGGUCCAACUCGGACUGUACAGCUGCUCUCGGAAUAUCGUUAUUGGGAAUUUAUGUCUGCGUGGACCUCAUCUGCGAGCUUCAGCCAACUUCAACAACUGGAAAUGGGGGCUCGGCAGCUUCAACGACUGGCUCAAAUAAUGCACCUUCCAUCACCGAGCCUAUUGACUGCUCUACAGAUCAAGACUGUGUGGCGGCUAUAGGAGUAGGUGCUUUGGGAAUAUUCGCUUGCAUCGAUCUUUUGUGCCAACAAACAGCAACACUUUCUGGCUCUAAUGCAGGCGCUACCAACCCCCCUUCUCUCCAGUUGGGUGAUGAUGUAGAAUGUUCCUCGGAUCAAGACUGUGUGGCAGCUCUUGGGGUGGGAGUCUUGGGCUUGGUUAUUUGCGUUGACCUUAUCUGCCAAGAGCGUACGACGACCACAAACGCUGCGGCUUCAACUACUCAGCCCACUGCUUCCAGCGCGACCGAUAUUGACUGUUCUACAGAUCAGGACUGUAUAGUUGCCAUUGGAGCAAAUGCUUUAGGUCUCAUCGCUUGUGUCAACUUGCUAUGCCAACCCGUGGCCAACCCUAGCAGUGGUUUCGUCACUCUCACAUCGGGUGGUUCUUCCAACCCAACUAAUGACCCAAAUACUGGCACUCCUGGAGCCCCAUGCUCGGACAAUAGUGACUGUACUGUUGCAGGCGAGAUAUGCGCCGCAGAUGGUUUCUGUCGAGUCUCAACUUCGAACACAGGCAAUGGGGCUGCUGACUCUUGUUCUGACAACGUCGAUUGUCUGUUAUCCCUCAGACCUCUCUGCCUCUUGGGUCUCUGUAUCUGUUUGGAUGCAGUCUGCGGCCCUGCUCCAGAAGUUGUCACCUGCACAGCCAACUCGGAGUGCGAUGCUGGGCAGAGCUGCCAGCAGGGCGCCUGUAUUGAUGAUGUGGACUGCUCUAGCGAGUCGGACUGCGUUGCGAAUCUUGAUCUAUGCACGUCGUUAGGUAUUUGCGCUUGUGUAAAUGGGCUGUGUAUACUAUGA